GAGUCCGCUCUCCUUACGGGACACAGCGGCCAUGCUGCUGCCGCCAUGUUGGAUCCACGUGCCCCUGGCUCUUCUACUACUGUCGUUCAGCUUUGGACGUAGAGUCCGGAAUGAAGCAUUCUUGAUCAAGGUUUCGAGCAGGAUCAUCGGCAAUAGCAGCAGCCGACCUACAUAUGCAACUCGCCAACCUAAUGAUCGUCCUCCUCUGCGAUUACCGUGGGGAUACGACCGCCGCCAACAACGCGCUAGGCCGGCACCGCAAGGAGCGGGCGAGUCAGCCUCGGUCGACACGGAUGUACGAGAUCUGAAAGGAAAAGCGCCGCUGGUCGAGAUAAAGCCAGCCAAGGCUGUCUCACGACUCCUUGUGGCAGAGUUCUACGGAUCGACUAUUUGGUAUCCCGCGCAGUGCUUGGUGGAAUUGAACCGGUUGCAGGACAACUUCCACGGGUACGGGGAGGACGCCAGCCGACACCUGAUGCUGCUGGCCACGUCGGUGGAGGACGGUAGUUUGGCGGGCUUUGUGGACAUCGACGGGAGGGAGAAAAGGCCAGGACAAACCGGUGUUCGGCCGUACCUUUCCGACCUCGCGGUAGCGGACCGGUACAGGCGGAUGGGCAUCGGUACCGAGCUGGUGAAAGCUUGCGAGGAUGCCUGUAUCGAGUGGGGCUACGACAACAUGUACCUCAAGGUUAGAGAAGGGAACGUUGCCGCGGAAAAGCUUUACAAGAACCUGGGCUACGUGGUGUACUCUAACAACAGCGGAUUCAUGGUGGAGACGACCAGCGACAAGCCCAACGACGUCAUGCUCUGCGGUGACCUGAGGGCGAGACGGCGGCGGGCGGUAGCUGGUGCACCAGAGGCCGAAUGAGCAAAGGCGGCGUGGCGGUAGAAAAGCCUCGCCUGCGCUAUAUGAAACCCCGAACGAUGCGACCAUGACGUGGUUUAUGACAGGUGAACGUAUGCCAUGUCCAGGAAUGAAUGGACGGGGUUUCUUGUGAUGGGACCGGUUGCGGCGGAAUCGAUUAUGUCCGCGGAUGUUGUCUUUCGCCAUGUACAUAAAGCAUAUUGCGGCGCGUGACAUUGGGGUGCGGUAUUUCGGUUAUUUUAGGCGGGGUUGGAUUCGGGACGCGGCGCUCUCUUGAUUGAUUCGGUCGGUGAACCCCUCACUCUCUUGAUUAACGGAUUGUGUGCGGCAUGGUUGAAAACCACUCAUUACAACGCGGGGGGCGGGGGCGGGGGGAGACGCAGGGUAGGGAGAGGAGUGUAGGCGUGAGGUGCUUGUUUGAAACUGUAUAGUUGCACAUGCGGGUGCGAAAAAUGUGGUACGCACACCUACAAUCGUGGGUGCGUGUGGUGUUUUUUCCUCUUAUGUCGUGGUUGGGGUGAUUCCUCCAGCUGUGAUGAAAAAUAGAACUCCCCCUCCAAGUACAGAUGUUGAGCUAGAAAACCAGCAAAAUGUUGUAGGUUCGUUGUGUUUCUCGGCACGUUAACGUAGAGACGUGCUUUUCCGCGGAGGAGAUGGUGGCAGUUGACUCACCAACCGGCGCGGUGCUUUGAGUGAUGAUAAUACAUGGUAGAUAUCCUCCACCUAUCGCGGGAGCAGUUUCUUGCAAGGGACCUCUGGUAUGUGUCGCCGUGCAUUUGGCGAUUUUUGUCUUUGUCGAGGUAGAGAGCUACAUCAGGUAGCAUUUUAUGGAGGUGUGACCCGGUCAAAACCCGUCGAUUCUUGGCGUUUGGACUAAGCGUGUGUCCUUGUUAUUCUUGGAUGAAUAUGUGG
Ectocarpus sp. CCAP 1310/34 is the source of this 1777-nucleotide messenger RNA. Lineage: Eukaryota; Phaeophyceae; Ectocarpales; Ectocarpaceae. The record is from the annotation of a GenBank genome assembly.